UGACUUUUUUUGAGGAUCCAUGACACUAUUAAUUGACAUGAAUGUCUACAGACAGAAUCAAAACAAACUUUUCCUAGACCUAAAUUUUUUGAAGAAAUAGGUGAUCACGAAGUUAACCUUGCCCAGUUGCACACCCAAUUAUUCCAAUCAAAACAUAAAAAUCCACCCAAAAUGGGUCUUUUUGGAAAAUCGCCUCAGAGAAACCCAAAAGAUAUGGUCACCGAAUGGAACCACAAAUUAAGAAAAGAAGGAUACCAAUUAGAUCGACAAAUUACCGCUAUUAAAAGAGAAGAAGAAAAAGUGAAGCGCUCCCUGAAAGAAGCGGCAAAAAAGGAUGAUAAAGAUACUUGCACUAUACUAGCCAAAGAAAUCCUUAGAGCUAGAAAGGCAGUAAACAAAAUCUACACAUCGAAAGCCCACCUCAACUCGGUAAUGUUACAAAUGAAAAACCAAUUGGCAACUCUACGAGUUGCAGGCUCUCUACAAAAAUCCACAGAAGUGAUGCAAGCAAUGCAGUCGCUCAUCAGAAUCCCUGAAGUGGCACACACUAUGCAGGAAAUGUCCAAAGAAAUGAUGAAAGCGGGUAUAAUUGAAGAAAUGCUUGAUGAAACUUUUGAAGACAUUGAAGACACUGAGGAAAUGGAAGAGGCAGCACAAUCUGAGGUGGACAAAGUAUUAUUUGAAAUUACAGAGGGUAAAAUUGGGGAGGCUCCAUUGCCUCCAUCAGAACCAGCGGAGAGAGUUAAAGAAGCUGGCCCUAGUGUUGAGGAAGAGGAUGAAACAGAACUUGAGGAUAUGCAGACUAGGUUAGCUGCAUUAAAGUCAUAAGUUGGUGACUACUUUUCUGUAAUUAAUUGGACAGCGAUUAGCAAAAACAGGACUAACCAAAGAAUGCUUCUAAAUGUUUUUAACCCCACUCUCUUAGUGAAAGAAAUUUACUAAAUAUUUUUUAAACAACAGCAAAUGUGAUAGCAUAUUUUAUAUUUAUAGAGUUAAAAAGAGUUUGUAAUAAUUAUGAUUAUUAUAGGGCAAAGUUGCAAACAUUUUUUUUUUUUCAAGAACUUGUUUGCAACUUUGAAAAAUGUCCAUGUAACAGGUUAGAUCCUAGCUUUUUACCUACCUACAUUUAGGUAAUAACUGCACCUACUACCUACCUAUUUGAACUCCUAAUUUUGAAAACAGAUUUGUCUUAACAAACUCUUUUCCACCAAACGCAGUUUGUAAAGCACCGUCAAGAGGAAAUACUUCUUUUCUCAAUGCAUCUUUGACCAAAUUUUUGGGGUUUACUUGCGAUGGCAAUAGUUGAACCAAGUCAGGUUUGUAAGCUGUUAAAUAUUGCCAUAUUGCAAAGUAAUUUUCAAAAUCUGAUUGGAAACCUAAAAGAAAUUAAAAAAAAUUAGGCUGUUCUGCUUAAUAAUAAAGUAUUAACAAAGAUAAUUAUUGUGUUUACACAAAAAAUUUUAGAAGAAAAUUUAUAUAUUGAUGUAUUUAUGUAUUAUAAUUUUUUACAUUCUAAUUGGUGUGUUUCAACAAGAAUUUUCCUAUAAAUUAUAUAAUAAAAAGUAAUUUCUGCUAAGUAUUGUGGCUGGAACACACCUACUUAUUGUUUUUAUAUUUUUAGGCUUUUGUACAAAAUUGAUAAUUAUUGUUCGCUUUUUUCCUUAAUAAAACUAUUUAUUUUUUAUGUAAUUUACCUUUAUCCAAAAUGUGCGUUACAUAAGUUUCAUUCAAUGCCCUUGAUAAUAUGUCGAUUUUGCAAAUAUCGAGAAUGCAAAGGGCAGCUGCAAAUCGAAUCCAAAUAAUUUCCCUGCGAUUUGCUGUUGCCAAGUUUUUCGCACUACUCAUCCAACUUUUCAAAUUGUCCCAAUGAGCCGGACGGUAAUCGGUAAGGACCAUGUUUACAACAAUACUGUAAAUGUCGGCUGCAUCUUGUUCAGUUUCAGGAUUUAAGUGAAUGUAGUUUGCAGUGUAGUCUAACAAACGUU
Molecule: messenger RNA, 1985 nt
Organism: Ceutorhynchus assimilis (cabbage seed weevil)
Lineage: Eukaryota; Metazoa; Arthropoda; Insecta; Coleoptera; Curculionidae
Source: the annotation of a GenBank genome assembly